Messenger RNA from Mobula hypostoma (lesser devil ray), 5696 nucleotides. RefSeq names its product myocyte-specific enhancer factor 2D homolog. NCBI's taxonomy places the organism in Eukaryota, Metazoa, Chordata, Chondrichthyes, Myliobatiformes, Myliobatidae. The record is from RefSeq and is a predicted model, not a curated record. Gene Ontology annotation, molecular function: histone deacetylase binding; DNA-binding transcription factor activity, RNA polymerase II-specific; RNA polymerase II cis-regulatory region sequence-specific DNA binding. Gene Ontology annotation, biological process: heart development; cell differentiation; positive regulation of transcription by RNA polymerase II. The transcript has 12 exons. The coding region runs from base 765 to 2192 and encodes 475 amino acids.
AAACAGGAGGAAACCCACACAGUCAUGUACAUUUUGCCGACAGCUGUGGGAUUUGAACCCAGGUUGUUGGCGCUGUAAUAAGUUAUACUGACCGCUACAUUACAGUGACCUGUCAACUUUGCUGGAGAGAGCUUUUUGGUCCAUGGUCUGGGAAGAGGUGGAUGUUUCCUGGUCAUUGCUGUCUCUGGGAAUAUCAGCUGAGCUGGAAUCUUGAGUUUUGAAGGAGCCCUCUGGCCCCCUCCCUGGCUGACGAAACAACCGGCCGGGGCCGAUGUGUGUGAGGUUGGUGGAACAGCUGCCUCACUGGCUGGGGACCACCUACUUCCUGUUCUCACAGCUGUGGUUGCCGUGGGUGGAGUGAGAUAGGGCGAGUGGGGGUGGAGGAUUUGGCUGCCUGGCGUUGAGCUGGUCAGAGAGGCGCUUGUCAGUGCUGGUCAUAUGUUUUGACAGAUUCCAAACAGUUGUUAGAAGCUGUGAGGCCUGUGUGCCGGCCCUGUCUUUGUCCUUCACAUGGGCAUGUCUGCUGCUUCAGGCACUCGCCUGCACUGCCGUACUGGUUGUCUGUGAUUUUCAACGAGCUGAACAUUGUUUCCAUUCCCAUGGUCCUGGACUUCAUCGCUUUGACUUUCUGGAAACGUGAAUGGUUUAUGCAUCAGACUGCCCUUGGGAGAGCAGAGAGCCGGCAAUGAUCUAAGGGGUUUGGCGGCAGACUUGAACAAGAACAGUAUUCAGACCACCAUUCCCCAGGGGCCCCAGCAGAAAGCAUGGGGCGCAAAAAGAUUCAGAUCACACGCAUCGUGGAUGAGCGCAACCGGCAGGUGACCUUCACCAAGCGGAAGUUCGGGCUGAUGAAGAAGGCGUACGAGCUGAGUGUGCUGUGUGACUGUGAGAUCGCCCUCAUCAUCUUCAACCACUCCAACAAGCUCUUCCAGUAUGCCAGCACAGACAUGGACAAGGUGCUGCUCAAGUACACAGAGUACAACGAGCCCCACGAGAGCCGUACCAAUGCCGACAUCGUGGAGACCCUGAAGAAGAAAGGGUUUAACGGGUGCGACAGCCCCGAGCCUGACGUGGACGACGCCAUCGAGCAGAGCCCUUUCAUGGAGGACAAGUUUCGGAAGGUCACCGAUGACAUUGAUGUCUUGUUCAAGAGAUACGGGUCAACCAUGCAGCCCACGAACUUCAGUGUGCCAGUGACCAUCUCCAUCGGCAGUCAGAGCGUGUUGCCCUACAGCGACCCCGGCUCAUCCCUGGUUAGCCCCUCGCUGGUGACCACCUCGCUCACCGAUUCCAGCCUUCUGAGCCCGCAGCAGACCGUGAUGAGGAGGAACACCGUAUCUCCUGGCAUUCCCUCCAGGCCGCCGAGUUCCGGCAACCCAGGUGCAUUGGUGGGACCAGAGCUCUCUACGUCCAACGGAGGGUGCCCAAGCCCUGUAGGGAACGGUUACGUGAACCAGAGGUCCUCGCCUGGACUGCUCACCACCACGAGUCUGGGCAAGGUGAUACCGCCGAAGUCACCGCCUCCCCCUGUCGCACAGCUGCCACUCGUUAACAGCCGAAAGCCCGACCUUCGGGUCAUCACCUCGCAGAGCAAAGGACUGAUGGGCUCCCUGACAGAGGAGGAGCUGCAACUGAGCACACAGCAGCUGACUGCAGGCACACAGUCGCUCAGCACUCCGGUGGUGUCAGUGGCCACGCCUAGCCUCCUCCCCCAGGGGCUGCACUACUCGGCAAUGCACAGCACUUACAACACAGACUAUCAGUUGACCAGCGCUGAUUUAUCAGCCUUGCAGUCAUUCAACUCUCCGGGUGCCGUAUCUCUUGGCAAUAUGACGACGUGGCAACAGUUGACACCGGCGACGAUUGGCAACAUGCUGGUCGGGCCCAGUAACCAGCUCCCUCAGGUCUCCACGCUGACAACAGGCAGCACCCAGGACGUGCGGGUGAAGUCGGAGCCGGUGUCCCCCACCCGUGAGCGCACCACCCCCUCUGGCUUCCUGCCGCAGGGUCCGCAGGACGGGGGCCGCUCCCCGGUACACAGCCUCAGCAGCAACGGUAGCCCACUGGAAGGGAGCGAGCGGGACGAGGCCCGGGCGGGCUACAUCUCCCCUGUCGGACACAUGCGGGUGGGCGGGAAGGAGGACGAGGACCCAUCCGCAAAACGCCUGCGGAUGGACGCCUGGGUCACCUAACACCCUCCACAAUCCCCUCAACCCUCCCCCACACCGCCCUAGAGAAGGAAGGUUCGAGGGAGGCAGUGUCCGUGUUAUAGCCCGGUUUUACACAACGCAAUGUCCAACCACACCCACCCUCCUCCGCUAUGCCCCGCAUCCACGCUCUUUGGCACCGCUUGUCAGUAACCAAAGACUCCUGGUGAAAACUGGCACUGACUACGCACUCCCUCCUCGAUAUCAGCCGCAGAUCCCUCCUUGUCAUUUUCCCUUCACCCCUCUGUCACCAGAGGGGAGCAAUAUCCCAGUGUGAAUGCCAUCCCAGUGGGCUAGGAUUUAAUCAGCAAGUGUCCACCUUGUCAAGGUGUGCGAAGGGCCGCUGGACUGGUGGUGGUAGCGGGUAAAAUGGGAGCAGGGUGGGGCCUCUCUCCCCUACGCUCCCCCCCUCUCUCCCUCCCCCCCUCUCUCCCUCCCCCCUUCUCUCCCUCCCCCCUCUCUCCCUCCCCCCACUCUCUCCUUCCCCCCUCUCUCUCCCUCCUCCCUUUCUCUCCAUUCCCCCCUCUCACUCCCUCUCUCUCUCUCACUCCCCGUCUCUCUCUCCAUCCCCCCUCUCACUCCAUCCCCCCCUCCAUGCCCCCCUCUCUCCAUCCCCCCCUCUCUCCAUCCCCCCUGUCUCCAUCCCUCCUCUCUCUCUAUCCCUCCCUCUUCUGUGUUCUCCCUCAUUCUCGUCCUCCCAUUCUCUGCACCCCAUCUCCACGCUCCCUGUGGUAGCUGGACGUUUCUCUGUAUUGAACAAAUAUCGCUGUUUUUCACACCCGGGGUUGUUACUUGGUGUCUGAGCUCCUCCACCCCCCACCCCAGAUUCUUGCCCAUGACACUGGGCUGGGCAGAUUGUCCCCACCCCUGGGUGCUGCAGAGGGUGGUUUAGUGAUCCUGGGGUGAAUUCUGGGGUAAGGGUUUAGUGGAGAUCACCAUCCCCACCCAGACCUCUCUGGGCACGUACUCCUGCGAUUCCCAGUGGGGUGUCAGUCCUGGAAUGUGACCACCUCUUUCACCUCUGUCCCCUUCCCCAUCCUGGAAUACUGGUCUCUGAUAGCUGGAAAACAGAGCCCUCCGCCAUCGCUCUUUCCACCCAUCGUCCCACGCCCUUUCCUCGACCCACCAGUUCCUCCCUUCACCCUUUCUUCCCGCCUUCCCUCCACACUCCUGCCCAUCUCUCCUCCGUUUCCUCCCUCACCCCUUUGUAUGUCUCCUUCCCCCAAUUCCGUCCACCCACCUGCCCAUCCACACCCACUCCCUCCUGUCUCCCCCACCUAUCCAUUCUUUUAUCUCGUUUCUCCCUCCUUUCCUUCCCCGUAGCUCUGUAUCUCCCACCUCUCCUCAUCUCACACCCUGUCUCCUUCCUGCCCUCUCCCCCAGAUCCACCUCUCUCUCCUCUCUCCACCCCUCAACCCAUCUUUUUCCCCGCUGGCCAACAACUGCCCUUCAGGGUUGAUCAAAUAAACACCUCCCAAAUCCCCUCCCAACCUCAGGUGCCCCCGUCCCCACCCUUUUCCAGCCCCUCGGUGUUGUCAGCUGGUGAUCAGCUGAUUCACAGCCCUGCUCCCCCCACCCCCCCCAACAGUGAUUUAAGUUAUUGGUUGGUAGAUUUAUCAUGUGAGUGUGUGUAUGUGUGUGCGUUUGCGCGCGUGCUUGGCCGCGCCCCUGAGUUUUUUAAAAUGUGCUGCCACUUGUAUAGAUAAUUUUUUAAAGAAAUACAAUAGACCCACAAUAUUUAGGCCUCUUUCAGGAGACGUACCUGCUGCAGUUCUGUGUGUGGCUCACAGGGUUUUCGAGGAAAACCGUUCACAGGACUGACACCCUUGGUUGGGAGGGGACGCAGCAGUACAGUGCUAAUUUAUUGUCAGAAUGUUUAUGUUCUUUUUUUUUAAAAAAAUGCAUGUCGACAUAUUUAAAUGAAAAUACAAAAAAAAACAUACUUUGAGCCUCUCGAUGCACAAUAGAGAGAAGAGUUAUAGCUAAUAUAUUGUGUCCAGAUUGUGUCUCAGGCUCGAAGCUUAUCGCUGUUAUAUUUGGUUUUCCAGGUGGAAUUACAAAUUGUGUAUAUUUUUCAUAAGCGCGAGAAUGCACUGAUCUUCCGCGGUUGUUGGGAUGGGGAGGGGCGCGGAGGCUCUGGCGGCCCUGGUGGUAGGGUGACCAGGGCUGGGGAGCCGGCUGUUCGUGGCUGACCUGCCUUGGCGGACAUCUCCCCGGCAGCAGCCGGUCAGGGUGGGAAAGAGGUGUUGAGGACUCCCCCUAUGUAAACCCCUCCCUGCGUCCGAGCCGCAGCGGUGGAGAGUGGGUGUGGGAGUGUGAGGGUUUUAUUUCAGGCCAGGGAUGAGAGUGGGCCUUGAGGCCAGGAACGCUUCCUCCUGCCUUCCCCUGGUGGACGAGGCAGGGGAGUGGAGGGUGCGGUGGGCAGGGGCUUCCUCUGCAUGCCAGUAUCCGCCUUGUGAAGCCCAUUUUCCUCCCUACGCGAGCCUCCUCUCAAAGGAGGGCCAGUGGGGGGUGGUUCUCGCCAGAUUACCAGAUGGAGUAAGGGGGUCCUUGUCCCCUGCAGGUCGAGCACACAGGGAGGGGAGAGGUGGAAACCCUGCCCCUCCCAGUCGGUGCACAAUUCAAUCUCAGCUGCCUCUACCUCAGAACUGAAGAUCACUCUUCCCGAGUGGAUCUCAGUCGGGGGGAUCGAGGACUCUGUCUCCACCCCCUCCAACUCACCCACCCCACAGGACGACCUGGCAGGGAGCUUGCCAGCUCCACUCUCCCUCCUCCUCAUCCCCACACACAGCCUGGGGGGGGGGGUGCCUGCGGUUGAGUGUAGCAUAGUUUGGCAGCUGCCCAGGGCUCCCACCUCCUUCGUGUCCUUUGGGAUAGUCAGCUGGGUGGUUUUGCUUCUGGUACCCUGUUUGGGAGUGGGGUACGGCUGAAUUUGUUUCUGAGAAGGGCUCUCUCCCCCCCACACCCUUGAACAGGAUAUGUGAAGAUAAGAGGGUUGUGGGAGAGCGUAGGCGUAGGGAGGGGCAGGGGGCAUAAACUCUGCACAGACUACGCCAAGCGAGCACCUGUUGGGGCAGGCACCAGUCCACGAUGCCCCCACUUCCCCGCCUGUCCUCUCUCCCGCCCUGUGCUGGUGUUCCCGUGUGUAGACAGGCGGAUGGCUCGCUGGGUUUUAACGGCGGGGCUCGCCUUUUUAUCUCUGUAACGACAAUCACUAAUAUAACGUCGCCGAGUGUUUUACUCUCAAAAGGCAGCGUGCGAGUGUGAGCGAGUGUGUGCGCACGUGUGCGUGCGCAUGUGUGUAUAUGCGAGUGUGUGCGUGUGUGUGUGCGCGCGCGUGUGUGUGUCCCUUGUCCCCCCCCGUGCCGUAUGGUGAUGCUUGUAUAUUACACACACAAAGAAUAUUAAAUUGGACGUUCAUCUCUGAACUCCUGCACUAUAUUUGUUGUAAAGAGGUUUACUAUCAUUAUUUUAAAUACACAUUUCUGA